This is a messenger RNA of Nannospalax galili (Upper Galilee mountains blind mole rat), 3526 nucleotides long. RefSeq names its product ring finger protein 214 (gene Rnf214). The record is from RefSeq and is a predicted model, not a curated record. Lineage: Eukaryota; Metazoa; Chordata; Mammalia; Rodentia; Spalacidae. Gene Ontology annotation, molecular function: ubiquitin-protein transferase activity. The transcript is spliced from 14 exons. Bases 8 to 2122 code for a protein of 704 amino acids.
AGUGCAGAUGGCGGCCUCUGAAGUAGCUGGUAUUGGGGCCAAUGCCCCCAAUCCUUCGGACUCCUCUUCUACUUUAUGUGCUUCCAAGUCAGAUGAAGCGCUUCCAGAUGGUCUAAGCCUCAAAGACCCUGCACAGAAGCAGAAGAACUCACCUCCACCAAGUGUAAGUAAUCAAAUGAUAACCAAGGAGAAUAACAGAAAUGUCCAUAUGGAACACUCAGAGCAGAAUCCUGGUUCAUCAGCAGGUGACACUCCAGCAACGCACCAGGAAGUUUUAGGAGAAAACUUGAUAGCUACAGCCUUCUGUCUUUCUGGCAGUGAGUCUCAGUCUGAUUUGAAGGACUUGGCCAGCACGACAGGAGAGGAGGGGGACACAAGCCUCCGGGAAAGCCUCCAUCCAGUCACUCGGUCUCUUAAGGCAGGGAGCCACCCAAAACAACUUGCCUCCAGGAAUUGCUCUGAAGAGAAAUCCCCAUCAGCCUCCAUCCUAAAGGAAGGUAGCAGGGACACAGGCUUGAAUUUCCGACCUGUAGUGCCUCCAGCAAAUGGGGUUGAAGGAAUCAGAGUGGAUCAGGAUGAUGAUCAGGAUAGCUCUUCCCUGAAGCUUUCUCAGAACAUUGCUGUACAGACUGAUUUUAAGACAGCAGAUUCAGAGGUAAACACAGAUCAAGAUAUUGAAAAGAAUCUGGACAAAAUGAUGACUGAGAGAACCCUCUUGAAGGAACGCUACCAAGAAGUCCUGGACAAGCAGAGGCAGGUGGAGAACCAGCUUCAGGUGCAAUUAAAGCAGCUUCAGCAGAGGAGAGAAGAAGAAAUGAAGAAUCACCAGGAAAUACUAAAGGCUAUUCAGGAUGUGACCAUAAAACGGGAAGAAACAAAGAAGAAGAUAGAGAAAGAAAAGAAGGAGUUUUUGCAAAAGGAGCAGGAUCUGAAAGCUGAAAUUGAGAAGCUUUGUGAGAAGGGCAGAAGAGAAGUGUGGGAAAUGGAACUGGAUAGACUCAAGAACCAGGAUGGUGAAAUAAAUCGGAACAUUAUGGAAGAGACAGAGCGGGCCUGGAAGGCUGAGAUCUUAUCACUAGAGAGCCGUAAAGAGUUGUUGGUAUUGAAACUAGAAGAAGCAGAAAAAGAAGCUGAACUUCACCUUACUUACCUCAAGUCAACUCCUCCAACAUUGGAGACAGUUCGUUCCAAACAGGAGUGGGAGACAAGACUGAAUGGAGUUCGGAUAAUGAAAAAGAAUGUCCGGGACCAGUUUAAUAGUCACAUCCAGUUAGUGAGGAAUGGAGCCAAGCUGAGCAGUCUUCCUCAAAUCCCCACCCCCACUUUGCCUCCACCCCCCUCAGAGGCAGAUUUCAUGCUUCAAGUAUUUCAGCCCAGUCCCUCUCUGGCCCCUCGGAUGCCCUUCUCUAUUGGGCAGGUCACAAUGCCCAUGGUUAUGCCCAGUGCUGAUCCCCGCUCUUUGUCUUUUCCAAUUUUGAACCCUGCCCUUUCCCAGUCCAACCAGCCUUCCCCACCUCUUCCUGGUUCACAUGGGAGAAAUAGCCCUGGUUUGGGUUCCCUGGUCAGCCCCCAUGGUCCACACAUGCCCCCUGCCACCUCCAUCCCGCCUCCCCCAGGCUUGGGUGGCAUUAAGGCUUCUACUGAGACUCCCCGGCCUCAACCAGUAGACAAAUUGGAGAAGAUCCUGGAGAAGCUGCUGACUCGGUUCCCACAAUGCAAUAAGGCCCAGAUGACCAACAUUCUUCAGCAAAUCAAGACAGCACGUACCACCAUGGCAGGCCUGACCAUGGAAGAACUAAUCCAGCUGGUAGCUGCACGGCUGGCAGAGCAUGAACGGGUGGCAGCGAGUACUCAGCCACUUGGUCGGAUCCGGGCACUGUACCCUGCUCCUCUGGCCCAAAUCAGUAGCCCAAUGUUCUUGCCCUCUGCCCAAGUUUCAUAUCCUGGAAGGUCUUCACAUGCUCCAGCCACCUGUAAGCUGUGUCUGAUGUGCCAGAAACUUGUUCAGCCCAAUGAGCUGCAUCCAAUGGCAUGUACCCAUGUGUUGCACAAGGAGUGUAUCAAAUUCUGGGCCCAGACCAACACAAAUGAUACUUGUCCCUUUUGUCCAACUCUCAAAUGAUGGACCUGAGUGGGGAGGAAGAGGAGGCGAAACCGAUGUGAACAGGAAGCGCGGGUUCAAGAUUUCUAAAACUCUAUAUUUAUACAGUGACAUAUACUCAUGCCAUGUACAUUUUUAUUAUAUAGGUAAUGUGUGUAUAGAAAGUCUGUAUUCAAAUGUUCGUAAUGAAAGUCUGUAUAUAAUGCAGAAACCCUCUGUUCCCCCUCAUCUUGUAGUUCUUUGGGGAUGCAGAUUAUAGGGAAUAUGUUGUUUAAUUUGGCCUUGAAAUCAUGUUAUUCCUGCGUAGGGCUGUUUUCAAACCCAUCUAGGAAGCUGCUGUUGCUCUAAGGCUGUCCUGCUUUAGUUUGGCUCAGCCUCUAGUCCAUUUUUGUAAGGCUUAUGUAUGCAGAUUUGAAGCCUGGUGCUCACCUGCUGUCCAACCAGAUGCCUUGUUUUCCAGGGGCCUCCAGAAGCCUCAGUGUUGUUCUAGCCACUCCACUCCAAUGGAUAAAUGAGACUGAUUAAGGGGAAAAAAUGUAACUCUGAUAGUUUUUCAUUGAGUAUUUUGCUGUGUUAAUGCUUAUUAUUUAUAUAUAGAUAUCAGGUUUACAGGAUAUUCUGUUUUAAGUCAGCAAAAUCCACAGUCCAAGAAUAACAUAACCAGGUCCCAUUUCCCUCACCAACUUCUGUCUACUCUACUUCCUGGAUAGAAAAGCACAAUUCACAGGUUUUCCUGAGCCACGCCAUCCCUGCCACUAGCUUGGCUUCUGCUCAAGUGCUGACAGGCCAGCCUUGCAGAGUACUGAGCCUUCCCAUCCCUCUGGUCUCCUAGUGUAGCUACUCCCUCCGCAUAGAAGGUUAAGGCAGUUAGUCACCACCAAGUCAUAUGGUGACCUAGGAUGGGCUCUAGACAGGCACUGGGGUGAGGUAUCUGUGCAAAAUUACUUGCAGAAUGAUCUUGGGAUGCUGGGUUUCCAUUUGUGAAAUAAGAUCACUAUGUGGAACACAUUUCCUGUCUGAACAAGGUGGAGAUGAAAGUGAGAUGAAGGGAGGUGGGAUUUCACAGUUAUAAGUCAUGGUUUGUAGGCAGCCAUCUUGAACUAAAUCGUUUUCCCAACUCUGCUUAUUAAGCACUUCUGACUUUUUAGGUUUUAUGCCUAGGACAACUGUGACUCUUUGAGAACUUUGUUUUUUCCAAUCCUUUACACCUACAGAAAAUGGCUUUAGCUACCUUCUUUUUUGGAAUGAAACAAGUGUUAUUCAAGAAAAAAAUGGGAUCCAGGGGAAGGGCAUCAUUAUGUUACUAAUAAUUGACUUUUUCCUAUUCUGGGACUUGGAAAUGCUUAUUGAUUCUAGCAAUUUGUAUUAGGAUAGCAAAGACUUUUCCUUUCAGAACUAAAUUCUCUCUGUUCUUUCUUCCUUGCC